This is a messenger RNA of Ostertagia ostertagi, 1068 nucleotides long. The record is from the annotation of a GenBank genome assembly. Lineage: Eukaryota; Metazoa; Nematoda; Chromadorea; Rhabditida; Trichostrongylidae.
AUGCACACGAACACUGAAUCGCAUGACGAGGAGGAAAAUCGCCAUGGUUGUCGCGCAAGGAUGCGACCGUUGUCGCAAUCGUGGUACUACUGGGCGAUGGUCGCGUUGCUUCUAGCUCAGGUGUUUCUAUCGAUCAAUUACCACAUACUAAUCUGUAAUAUGCCUAUUGCGAAUACUUUACUUUUACUUGUUAUCAUGGCUCAUCACGGAUAUACUCUCGGCGAUCAAGCCCGGCCACUUUUUCAUCGGAUAUGUGGUUGUGUGGCUUUCAUAGCUGUGCUGUUUGUGAAUACGACUCACGCUCUAGAAUUACUAACUGAUUAUGCUGAAAAUGGUAAUCAUUCUCACUCACAUGGCGACCAUGAUCACGAGGAUGAUCAGGAGAAACAUGGAUAUGGUUUUGUUCCGAAGCAGUACGUUAUUGUUAGCAUCUUCGACGUUGCUUUGAAAUGCCUCGUUCUGGCCCUGGGCCAUAUUCCAUCAAUGGGCCUACGUCCCAUUCCUCGUUUAGCGCUACAUACUCUGAGUCCUACAGUGGUUAUUGGAAUGUAUAUUGCUGGAUUGGCAAUUCCGCCGUCAAUUGGUGAGUCAUGGCUAUGGGAACAUGUCGAUCCGAUUGUUGCAGUGGUCAUGACGAUACUGUUUUUCCUGCUCAUCAUUCCUGCCUUCCAAGAAAUGAUGCCAUACAUCUUUGCUGACACGCCAGCGAAAUUUCAUGUGGAGUCGUUCCAAAACGAGAUUUCGGCAACGUUCCCCGAUGUCACAUGCACACACAUACACGCAUAUCGAUUGUGGCCUGGCAAUCUUUUCGAAGCACUCAUUCAUCUGAAUUUCUUGGUGGAUAAGUCAAAGCUAAAAUGGUCGGACGAAGCAGCUGCGCGAUAUUCUGAGGUCCGUCAAAAUGUAGCGAGCGUGCUGACGAGGGCUGGUGCUCAAAAGGUAGUCGUUGAGCCAUGCUUCCUGGACGCUACAGAGAUAGGGCGACCAUGGGUGGGAUGUAUCGGUGCAACAUGCUUCCGCCAGGAUCGUGGUUGCUGCAAAAUGGACGACAAUAAGGCCGAAGCUUAG